Myotis davidii is the source of this 5672-nucleotide messenger RNA. It is a transcript of the gene SLC2A8, whose product is annotated as solute carrier family 2 (facilitated glucose transporter), member 8. Bases 112 to 1023 code for a protein of 303 amino acids. NCBI's taxonomy places the organism in Eukaryota, Metazoa, Chordata, Mammalia, Chiroptera, Vespertilionidae. The record is from RefSeq and is a predicted model, not a curated record. Gene Ontology annotation, biological process: transmembrane transport. Gene Ontology annotation, molecular function: transmembrane transporter activity. Gene Ontology annotation, cellular component: membrane. The transcript is spliced from 14 exons.
CGCCUCCUCACCGGCCUGGCCUGCGGCGUUGCCUCGCUAGUGGCCCCGGUCUACAUCUCCGAGAUUGCCUACCCUGAAGUGCGGGGGCUGCUGGGCUCCUGUGUGCAGUUGAUGGUUGUCACGGGCAUCCUCCUGGCCUAUCUGGCAGGCUGGAUCCUGGAGUGGCGCUGGCUGGCCGUGCUGGGCUGUGUGCCCCCCUCCUUCAUGCUGUUGCUCAUGUGCCACAAGCGCCAGGAAGCCCUGGCUGCCGUGCGGUUCCUGUGGGGCUCUGAGCAGGGCUGGGAAGAGCCCCCUGUCGGGGCUGAGCACCAGGGCUUCCAGCUGGCCCAGCUGAGGCGGCCCGGCAUCUACAAGCCCUUCGCCAUCGGCAUCUUACUCAUGGUGUUCCAGCAGCUGUCGGGGAUCAACGCUGUCAUGUUCUACGCAGAGACUAUCUUCGAGGAGGCCAAGUUCAAGAACAGCAGCCUGGCCUCCGUCAUCGUGGGCGUCAUCCAGGUGCUGUUCACGGCCGGGGCGGCCCUGGUCAUGGACAGAGCCGGGCGGCGGCUGCUCCUGGCCUUGUCAGGUGUGGUCAUGGUGUUCAGCACCAGUGCCUUUGGCACCUACUUCAGGCUGACGCAGGGUAGCCCCAGCAACUCCUCACACGCCGACCUGCUGGCGCCCGUCUCCGUGGAGCCCGCCGACCCCAGUGUAGGGCUGGCCUGGUUGGCGGUGGGCAGCAUGUGCCUCUUCAUUGCUGGCUUCGCUGUGGGCUGGGGGCCCAUCCCCUGGCUCCUCAUGUCAGAGAUCUUCCCUCUGCACGUCAAGGGUGUGGCCACCGGAGUCUGUGUCCUCACCAACUGGCUCAUGGCCUUUCUGGUGACAAAAGAGUUCAGCAGCCUCAUGGAGGUGCUCAGGCCCUACGGUGCUUUCUGGCUCGCCUCUGCCUUCUGCGUCGGCAGUGUCCUUUUCACUGUGUUCUGUGUCCCUGAAACCAAAGGAAAGACUUUGGAGCAAAUCACAGCCCAUUUUGAGGGGCGAUGACAGUCCCUUCCCAGGAGUGGCUGCCCUCCUAGCUGGGACAGUUUGGGUUUCGGAGGGGACAGAAGCCUGCCUGUGACUUCGAGCUGGGCCUCAGCCAGAGCCCAGAGCCCCUGCCAGCCCCCAGGGAGCCAGGAUCCAGGACCUCGUCCUCCAGGUCCCUCCCUCCUGCUCAGCUCCCUCCAGCCCCACGAGUCAUGGGCGUGAGGUUCCCAGUCCCUGGGUCCAGUUCCCACCGUUGCUCUGAGACUGAGGAGGAGGGGACAUCUCGGGGGGUCUUCAGUGCCCUGUGGCAGGCCUCCAUGUGCCCUCCCUGUCAUGAUACGAAGCGACAGUGGAGGAGGGGACUCUUGGUUCCUCACUUUCUGGAGGAGGUGCUUUUGGUGGCUGGGUGGUGGCCCAUGGUCUCCUCACAGGAAUGCAUUUGUUGCCAAAUAAAGACUUGAGUCAAAGUCAGGUCCCGGCCUCUCUGUGAGCUGCAGUUGAGGAGGGCAGUUUCCUGUCUGAGAACCUUUGUGGGUUUACUUCCCAUCCCAUAAUCCGCUGUACUCACUUCCCUGGUGUGCAGCCCCUGUGUGCACCCACCUGGGCACCAUCUAUUAAGCUGUAACGAGGCUGAGAGCUGGGCAUUGGUUCAGGGCACAGUGGUGGGGAGAACAGGACGGGACCCCAGGGUUGGUUUCUGGAGAUCCUGCAGCAGCCCUCUGAUGGCAGUAAAAUGGGCCAAGUACCGCGGGAAAGCUCUCAGCUUUAGCAAAGUCCAAAUUCCUGGGGCCUUCCAGAAGCAAGGUCAUGUCCAAGUGUAGGCUCAUCUUCUGUGUGGACAACUGCACAUCUACACUGUUAGUGCUGCAUGUGGCCACUGGCUGGGCCGAGAACCGCACUGUCGUGUCAGCGAGUGUCCUGCAAAUGCCAGCUUGUUUAGCGUGAGAUCAGGUCUCCGGCAUCCUGACCGGUUUUCUGUCCGCUUGUUGCACGCGUGGCCAGUUCUCCUGCAGCUCUCCUGGGGUUGCUUCAAGCUAUUGUUUGUCCUGCACCCCAGAAGGUAAUACGCUGGCUGUGUCUGACGGGCCUAUUCCCUACCGUCUCAGAAUCUGUUCUCAGUGAGUCAGCACCAAAGACAACUCAGUCUACCAGACCACCCACUCUCAGCCACCUCACAGAAGACAGGUCUUUGCACUGGAAACUUCUUCACGUGGAACUUCCAGCAGAGGCUGCUUCCAGCUCCUGCUUGGCCAUCCCCAGCCUCUGCACAUGGGGAUUGGCAAAGGACCAGAGGGCAGGCAGGGGAUGGCUCACACACCUCCCUCCCCCAGGCUGCAAGGGAGAUGGUUAAACUUGUGGGCAAGAAAACCUCCUGUGGCUUCAUUCCUACUGUGGUGUCUUUCCUCGUUAAUCCAGGGGCCAGGAGCCAUGGCAGCGUGGUAAGAGAUGGUGGACUUGGUUCCAGUUCUAGUUGCACUACUCACUAUGUGACCUGGACAAGUCACAACCUCUCCAGGUCUCAGUUUAUUCAUCUGUAAAAUGGGCAUAAUGAUGCUGUCUCCCUCAUAGGAUUGUUGUGAGGAUGAAAGGAAAAAAUUAUGUUAAGCACUUAGAACUGAGGAUGUCAUAGAAUAAGUUUGUUGCUGUUAGCUGGUGGUGGUGAUGAGGCUGUGGUGAUGUCCAAGCUGGUGUGAUGUCCAAGGUGUGUCUCUGAAAGAGACAUGUGAAAUAUUUCCACAUUUUUCUCUUUAUAGUCUAUUUCCUACCCAGGUCCCUCAGCAACUCCUACCCAUACCACCUUCUGAUUGCUACCAGUACCCACUUAUAGGUACCAAGGACGGUGGACACACGUGCUCUUCAGAGGUCCCCUGAGACUGCCUUGGGGCCUUCCCCUCGGGGCACAAGAUGGGAAGAACCAGCCCCAGCUGGCAGUCCAGUAUCAGCCCAGCCCAGCCCUGUCAGACACAGACCGUAGGGAAGAGGAGCAGGAUAAAGCAUUGCCACAGGACAGGUCCAGCAGAAGCUGUGCUCUACCCAGCCCACAUAAGACAGGUCUCUGUACUGGAUAACGGUAGAAAUCUGCACUGCCUACCAAGAGUCACUCCAUCUCCAUCUCCAUCUCAUCCCGCUCCCCAUCCCCUCACCCCAACUCUUCCAGAAGAAUGUUGGUUUCUGGGAACCUAAGACAAGGCUUCUUGGGUCCUAACGCCGCCCAGUGGCCACAUGCGGAAUCGCAUCAAUUGAAGCCUGAAGCACUCUGCUUCCUCCCAGGGGCCAUGGGUAAGAAACCCUCUGCUACCACCUAGUGGCCAGUGUGGGGUUAGCACCUGUUGGACCUGUGGCUGCAGGCAGAACCGCACCAACUGGAAGGAGUCAAAAAUCAAGGAGUGUCGGCAGCCCUGGAAGCUGGAAGAGGCAAGGAAACAGAUUCUCCCCUAGAGCCUCUGGAAGGCAUGCAACCCUGCCAACACCUUGAUUUUACCCCAGUGAUACCCAUCUCAGACUUCUGACCUCCCAAAUCGUAAGCCCCAAAUUCAGAAGCCAAAAGUGGAAAUGGGCUUAUCUCAAAGGGAUCUGUGAGCGUGACUUACCUAAUGGAGUUAAUCCAGUAAAACUCAUAUAGGACUCACUAAGUUAAGAGGGUUAUAUUGGCAAAAGCGUUACCAGCUGUGGCUGAAAGGGGCCGAGACCGCACAACGUGAGAAGAGGCCUUAGGACCCCUACACUCAUUUCCGCUUCCCAGGUAACGCAUUCCCGUCUUAUUGUCAAAAUGCCUAUAAAAUUGAAUUGGGUUAUCGGAAAAUUGCUUGGGUGGUGAAGAAUUUUCAUCAGUGCUCUGAGGAGGUCCAUUGAAAUAUCCCCUGAUAUGGAGCAGGGAAUCCUCCAACAGACAGAAAGUUCAGGAAUCUCCUUUUGCAACAGUGCUGAUCAAACACUACCAAAGUGUGUUUCUGCCCCUGAAAUUACUGAAGCGGUUCCCUCCUGCCGAUUGAUUUUAUGCUUUGAGAAUGCCAGGCCACCAACCGGUGGCAGCUCUGUUCACACUGAGAGGCUCAAGAGGAGUGUGAAGGUGUCGAGCUGGGCCUGAGUUGAAGGUCCGGGAAGGAGAAAACCUUCUUCACCUGCUGCUCUGGGAACGUGACCAACUGAAAAAUCGGGAGCCCAGAACCAGUGUAGAGCUGUUGACUGCGCUAAAACUACAACUCCCAUGAUCCUUAGCGCCAAGUCGCUUCCUGUCUCAGAGGCUCCAGGCGUUGGAUUGCGGUGGACCCGAGGAGCAUGUGCGACAUAGCAUGAUGGGAAAUAGAUUCUGGGAGCAAGAACUCGCGGAAGCCUCUCUAGGAUUCACGAUCCAGGAGGGUGUGCGGACCACAAAGCUGGCACCGAGAAUACAGGCUUUGACUAGGAAGAGAGCGCGGAGAUUUCUAGGGAAUAGAAGCUAGAGGGGCUGGAAGGCAAGUGCGCAUGACCGGAAGUGAUGCUGUUUUCGCGCGUCCUCUUUGGCGCGAGAAGAGGACGUGAUAUUUGGCAGGACCUGGAGCCGGUUCGUCAGUUAGAGCUGUACUCGGUUCCCUGCCUGCGGUAUUUUCCCACGGUGUUUUGUUUGAGACUGAGUCGUUGGCUGCGGAGCUGUGGCUGGGAGACGGUGAAAGACCCGGCUGGACAGCCCCCACCCGAGCUCCCGGAGCCCAGCACCGCAGGCUCAGACCCGGCCUCGGGGAAGGCGGGAGAGAGGAAUCCGCGGGCAGAGCAGGCCUGCAGAGCGGGGCUGGCGCUGCAGUGCAGCGACGCUGGCGCCCGGAGAAUUGCUGGGAGGCGGUGUCGCGUGGUGAUACCCGAAUGCUGGAGAAAGAAUCAUGAUCUCCAGACCCUAACCUUUCCCAAGAGGAAAGCACAGGAGAGGAAGGAAUGGGAAUGGUGACUCGUCUCCUCACAGCAGGGCCACAUGGAGCCACGCCCUUCAGCAAUGUGACUGCAGCUUUUCCUCAGAGUGGAGGCACUUGGUCCGAGCUCCAAGGGAAGGGUUUGAGGAGAUACCAGAAAAGUCCAGGAACCUGGUCCUACUGGGACUUCCAGUUUCCCAGCCUGGUAUGAACUUCCAGUUAGAACAAUGGAAAAGCCCAUGGAUGCUGGAGGGAGAAGGCCUAAGGAGUACCUGUCCAGCUCCAGGUGCAACACAGCUUACCCGAGGUUCCCCGCAGCCUGCUUCAGCCCCCGGCUGCCCUUCCAGGGUGGUCCUGGCGCGGCUCACACCUGCUCCAACAGCAGCUCUGGGCUCUGAAGUGGCUUCACCUCUGGACUCCUCACAGCCUGACUCCACUCACACGUCUGCCAGGAUGGGCCCAGCACAGCUUGCCCUGGGACUUGGGGCUCACACCCGCCACAACUAACGCUCCAGGCCCCACUGUGACUUCCCCUGGACUCCGCAGCCUGAGCCCCUCCAACUGGCCUGUCAAGGCAUGUCAGAGCACCCUUCCUCAGGACGCCUGCAGCUCCUACACAGGCCACUCCAGAAGACUGGAAGACUGUGUCUGAAUCACCUCCAGAGCAAGACUUUUCUGAAGAAUCAUUCCAAAACACAAGGGCAGAGAUACCUCCUGGGGAAUCAGAUCAUAGGAGCUGUGGACAGGGGAAGAGCUUUAAUCUGUGACCAGUCCUUUCUCCAC